This is a messenger RNA of Pezoporus flaviventris, 5172 nucleotides long. It is a transcript of the gene GALNTL6, whose product is annotated as polypeptide N-acetylgalactosaminyltransferase like 6. The record is from RefSeq and is a predicted model, not a curated record. Gene Ontology annotation, cellular component: Golgi apparatus. Lineage: Eukaryota; Metazoa; Chordata; Aves; Psittaciformes; Psittacidae. The transcript has 12 exons. Bases 140 to 1945 code for a protein of 601 amino acids.
GGGCGGGAGUGAGGCGGGCGGGCGAAGUUUCUCCGCGGCGCCGGGCCUUUCCGAGGGACAGCCGGGAGGGAAGGACCUGGCCCCGUGGUGCUGGGGUAGUUGCUGCCGCCGCCGCCACCAGAGCAGCCCGGCUUUGGCCAUGAAGAGGAAACAGAAGAGGUUUCUGCAAAUGACGCUGCUCUUCACCGCGGCGCUGAUUUUCUUGCCCGACAUCGGCCUCUGGUCUCUCUACAAGGAGAAGCACCUGGUGAAGCCCGCGGAUCCCGCCGAGCCGCAGACAAUUCCAUUGGGGCUCGGAGAUGGACAGCUCUUUAUCUGGACUGAUGGCUUAAAAAGGAAGGACUGGCAUGAUUAUGAAAGCAUUCAAAAAGAUGCUAUGCGUUCAGGGAAAGGUGAACAUGGAAAGCCAUACCCUCUUACAGAGGAAGACCAUGAUGAUUCUGCAUAUAGAGAAAAUGGCUUCAACAUAUUUGUUAGCAACAACAUAGCACUGGAGCGAUCCCUGCCAGACAUCCGACAUCCUAACUGUAAGCACAAGGUGUACUUGGAAAAGCUACCAAAUACUAGCAUAAUUAUCCCAUUUCAUAAUGAAGGCUGGACUUCACUCCUGCGAACAAUACACAGUAUUAUCAACCGCACUCCAGAUAGCCUCAUAGCAGAAAUCAUUCUUGUGGAUGACUUCAGUGACAGAGAACAUUUAAAAGAGAAGCUGGAGGAAUACAUGGUCCGUUUUGGCAAAGUGAGGAUUGUACGUACCAAGAAACGAGAAGGGCUCAUUCGGACCAGACUGCUAGGAGCCUCGCUGGCUAGAGGAGAAGUCUUGACAUUUCUGGAUUCCCAUUGCGAAGUCAACGUGAAUUGGCUGCCUCCCUUGCUUAACCAGAUUGCACUAAACCACAAAACCAUCGUGUGUCCUAUGAUCGAUGUCAUUGACCACAAUCACUUUGGCUACGAGGCACAGGCGGGGGAUGCCAUGCGAGGAGCUUUUGACUGGGAAAUGUACUACAAAAGAAUACCGAUUCCUCCAGAGCUCCAGAGAGCUGAUCCCAGCGACCCCUUUGAGUCUCCUGUGAUGGCUGGAGGUCUAUUCGCUGUCAACCGGAAAUGGUUUUGGGAGCUGGGAGGCUAUGAUCCAGGAUUAGAAAUAUGGGGAGGAGAGCAGUAUGAAAUCUCCUUUAAGGUGUGGAUGUGUGGAGGUGGCAUGUUUGAUGUUCCAUGCUCUCGAGUUGGGCAUAUCUACAGGAAGUAUGUCCCAUAUAAAGUCCCUUCUGGAACCAGCCUAGCACGGAACCUGAAGCGUGUGGCAGAGACUUGGAUGGAUGAGUUCGCAGAGUACAUUUACCAGCGACGGCCUGAGUAUAGACAUCUCUCCACUGGUGAUAUCUCUGCCCAGAAGGAACUUCGCAAGCACCUGAAAUGUAAAGAUUUCAAGUGGUUCAUGGCUGCAGUGGCUUGGGAUGUCCCCAAAUACUACCCUCCUGUGGAGCCUCCACCUGCUGCCUGGGGAGAGAUACGAAAUGUGGCAGCCAACCUCUGUGUGGACAGUAAACAUGGAGCCACAGGGACUGAGCUGAGGCUGGACAUCUGUGUGAAGGAUGGCUCAGAACGAACAUGGUCACACGAACAGCUCUUCACUUUUGGUUGGAGAGAAGACAUCCGCCCUGGAGAGCCCCUUCACACCAGGAAGUUCUGCUUCGACGCCAUUUCACACAGUAGCCCUGUCACACUGUAUGACUGUCACGGGAUGAAGGGAAACCAGCACUGGACCUAUAGGAAGGACAAAACUUUGUUCCAUCCGGUAAGCAGCAGCUGCAUAGAUUGCAACCCAGCCGAGAAGAAGAUUUUCAUGAACAGAUGUGAUCCUUUAUCUGAAACCCAGCAGUGGAUUUUUGAACAUAUUAAUAAGACUGUUUUAGAAAACUUUAACAGCAAGGCCAGUUCCUAGGGAAAAAAAAAAAAUUCAAAAAAAGAAACAAUGAACGCACCUAAUUCCGUACAGACUGCAGACUACACUUUCGCCAGCAUCUGGGUCAAAGGAGUCAGGAAUUAAAUUUCCUAGAUCCAGGAAAUCUGUUCUGAGGAUUAAGAAAAUGCCACAGCAAGAGCCAGCAGGCUGUCCUUGUGGAUGUACAGUAUCUGGAGAACUUGGCCAAGAGCCUCACCGGAUGCUGCUGAGAACUUCAGGCUGAAAAUUCCCUUGCUGGUCGAGGGAAAAACUUUGUUUAAAAACUGUUUAAAAGUACUCCAAGUUAAUAAAGUAAAACAAAACUCGAGUUUCUCAGGUCAAAUCCUGCUGUAGUGAGUAGCUCAGAACAGAUGCUAUAAUUUGGGAUGGGUAUAUCAUGUGCAUGAUGGCUACAGGAACCUGAAGAAAUACCAGGUUUUAGAAUUAAACAUGCUGGUAGAAGAAUAAUGAUGUCCCAGCAGUCUCUAGACAAGAUAUAUGCUCUAUUGACAUUCUCUUAAUAAAAGGUUGGGUUAAGCAGGUUUAACCUUCAGAACUGCUGCAAUUAAUUUUAAAUACCUCCCUUUUACAGUCCAUUCAUUACCAAAAUAGGAACAUUAGAAAUCUUAGGGUCUAGGAUUACAUUGUAGUGAAGCAUGAAAUAAACUGUAAGGUUUUGCUCUCACAUUUCCCCCUUCAGGACAAAAGGUAAAGCAAUCAAAUUUCUAUACAUGAUAUAUUUAGCAAUUGUGAUUCAAAUCGCAUUGUCACACAAGGUGAGAUUUUUUUCUUAGUGACAAAUGUAACAGCAGCAGCUGCAGCAUAAUGGAAGGCUUGUGGAGUAGCUAUCUCUUCUAAAGGUAGAAUCUUUACCAAACUAUAAAUUAAAAUGAAAAUAGGCUGGGCUGGGGGUAAAAAUCAGGAAAGUAGGAAAUAACUGCAUACUGCAUGCAGAACUAGGUUAGUCAAGUUAACAUUGGUACACUGCCAUCACCUAAAAAGCGUGUUGACUCCCUGCAGCACAGCUUUGAAGAUCUUGCAGAGAUGUUGUAGUGCUCUUGACAGAUGGGAGUGGAGAGAAAAAUUGGCAUGGAUCUAGUUGGGUGUUUUUGGAGUUUUUUGUGAAAUCACAUGAACUUUCCAGAGUUAGCAAAUGAAUGCUAUUGUAGGUCUCAUGAUGGAGGAAACAAGAAGUGCAAACAAGUCAAAUGUUACAGUAUUUUGGUACUUCAGGCACAGGCACGAUUCAGGGUAAGACAGAAUUCUUCACACUGAUGAUCGUUAUGGCCUGUUGUGUCCCUCGGGCCCACCAAGCUGUUGGCAUGAGAGACCUCUAAAACUUGUUUGGGGGCCUAUGGUUCUUCUCAGCAGAAAUCAGUUAAUCCUGAUAUGUGGAUACUGAUUGAUAGGUCUGGGAUUUUUCAAGGUAAGAGAAAGUAUAAAUUUAUAUCAAGUAGGUAUGUGGUCAGCUUUUACUUGAAAGAUGAAUUUACAGAUGAAAGCACCGUAAAUGCAGAUAGAUCACAUCCUCUGUGCUGUAACAGUACUUUCAAGUUCCAAAAAAUAUCGUAUGUUAUUAAGUUGCUUGUUCUGAUUGCUGGAGAAGUGGCUGACUAACCAGAAUACUGAUGUGCUGUCUAUCCUGUUUUGAGGGAGUAAGGUGACUGGUUUUUUUAUUGCUCCUUAAGCUGUGUUUAUGCACAAAGAGCAUUGAUUGCAUCCAGAGGAUGGUUCUAGUACCAAUAACUGUGCUAUUUUAUGUCAGCACCUUGUAGUUGUAGGUUGAGGCCCAAACUUGUAGGUUAUAGGAACUUUUUAGGAAGGAAAUGAGAUCCAGCAGUAUUCAGGAUGUAUGCACUUGGACAGUUGUGAAAUGUGUCCAUACAUGGAGCACUUGCUGCAAGAUAGUGAAGAGGUCUUUCAAAUAAUCUGAAAGAAAUGUAUCUAUAGAGUUAGACUUCUCAUUUUAUGAUUUUAAAAUAGGUGAUCUUGUUUAGGUAUUGUUUAAUUUGAAGAUAUGGUGCGCUCAGGAAUGGAAGCAGUAAAGCUACUCUAUGAGGAUACUUCAGAUUUGUUUGGCUAUCAGUACACAGGACCAGGCUAGACACUGCAGACUGUCAGCCUUCCCUGGUGCAGUGUUUGCAGCAUCAUUUAUUUGCCACCUGAACAUGAGGAAAGAGGAUUUGGAAAAAGAAGAAAACGGCUGCCUACAAUGUAAAUGCAGCCCUCAAACUGUUGACUGUAACUGGCCCCAAACUGUCAAAGUUCCAGAAACAACACUGUAUCCCCAAAAUAGAGAGGCAAAGGGGAGUUGCAAACCAGCUAAGCAGCUUACCAGCACAGGCUGGUAGGAUUGUAUCAUUCAGUGUCUGACUGCAUUUCAGUGGUUUGAUUUUGAAACGUCUAAUGGGAACUAGACUUUUGUUGAGGCAAAGAAAUUCUAUGUCUGUUACAACCCUUGCUGAGUAAUAUUGCACAGCACUUUGCACUGCCUAAAGAAACCUUCCCAUUACUCAUAGCUGGACACUAAUCGUAAGCUCUAGCAGUCCUUGUCAGAAAACAAUCCACGUAACAGAUACUGAGAUGUUUGGGGAGGAGAGAAGGAAAUAUGAUCUACGUAUGUAUGUUUUCAGGUUUUAUCUAAGAAAAAAAUAUAUAAAAAUAUAUUGGAGUUUGUUGUGGAUCAAUAGUGACCAACUGUUGAUCAAUCUGAAAGUAUAAAGGUUAAAUGAAGGUCUAUAUCUUGAGGAAAGUUGAAUGAGAACUUGUCACAGUGAGUGAGGCAUAGAAACACACACACACACACAUAUAUGUGUGUGUGUAUAUGCAUAUGUAUAUGUGACCAGUGGAAAGAAGUAGGUGGAGGAGAGAAGUUUGUUUUCACUUCAUGGGCUGAUCUUUCAAAUAUUUAGUAUAACCAGAGGCAUGCAUGAAAAAAUGCUAGGACACAAUUAGACCUCUAGAGAAGACAGUUAUCUCACUGUUUUCAGCUUGAGCAAAUUACUCUUUGUUAAAAACUGAGACAAAAAAAGCUAGCAUGCAGCUUCACCAGAGACAGGUGUAAUCCUCCUACUAUGGGUAGAAGGUAAGCCGAGGGACAGAGUUCUUCAGUGUUGUGCUCCUAUAACAUUUGGCAUGAUGGAUUCACAAAAUGGUUAUGACUUGCUAAGCACAGGACUCCUUCAGCAGGAAGUUUUAUUAAUAAUAAAUGAUCAUUUAAAAUUAAA